AUUGCGGCUUUCUAGCGGAGGGGGCGUGGCCUUUCCUAAUGUAAUGAGUCGAAGUCCGAGAGAGAGAAGUGGGUCGGCUGAAGGCAAGGCUUCUAUAUCCGCUAAGAGCUUGGCAGGGUCCCUCGCGAAGAGACUGAAACGUGCGACACUGAAAGGUCGACAUGGCAGCAGGCAGACAUAUAAUGAGAGCUGUCAGAGUGUUUGAAUUUGGAGGCCCUGAAGUGCUUAAGCUGCAAGGAGAUGCUCCAUUCCCAAUUCUAAAAGAGAAUCAGGUUCUCAUUAAAGUUCAUGCAUGUGGCAUCAACCCAGUGGACACCUAUAUUCGUUCUGGGACUUACACAAGAAAACCAUCUUUGCCAUACACACCUGGUUUAGAUGUAUCCGGAGUAGUAACAGGAGUUGGGGAAAAUGUAACUUCUUUCAAGAAAGGAGACAGGGUUUUUACCCAUAAUACUGUUUCUGGAGGUUAUGCUGACUAUGCUGUUGCAUCAGUUGACUCAGUGUUUCCCUUGUCUGAUAAAUUGGACUUCAAGCAAGGUGCUGCAAUUGGAAUUCCAUAUUUUACUGCAUACCAUGCUCUCUUUCAAAAAGGUUCUGCUAAAGCAGGAGAAACUGUGUUAAUCCAUGGAGCAAGUGGAGGGGUUGGAAUAGCAGCCUGUCAGAUUGCAAGAGCUUAUGGCUUGAAAGUUGUGGGCACAGCUGGAACUGAGGAAGGAAUGGACCUAAUUAAGAAAAAUGGAGCCCAUCUUGUAUUUAAUCACAGGGAUAUGGAUUACAUGACUCAGCUUAAGAACCUAGCUGAUCACCAUAAUAUAGAUGUGAUAGUCGAGAUGUUGGCUAAUGUCAACCUUGCCAAUGACUUGAAACUCCUGGGAAAUAAAGGAAGAGUGAUGAUUGUGGGUUGUCGAGGAUUGAUUGAGAUAAAUCCUAGAGAAACUAUGGCUAAAGAAACAAGUAUCAGAGGAAUUUCUUUAUUCUCUGCAUCUAAGGAGGAGAUAUGCGAAUGUGCAGCAGUUGUUCUUGCAGGCAUAGAAGUUGGCUGGCUGAAACCAGUCGUAGGCCGUGAAUAUCCACUGGAGAAGGUAGCAGAGGCACACAAAGACAUAAUUCACAACCAAGGUGCUUUGGGGAAAAUGGUGCUUCUUGUGUGAGGAAUUACUGCUGAUGCACUUAUCAGUUUAACCAUAGAAAUGCUACCAGUCUUUAUGUAUCACAUUUGUACUACACAGAAUAUGAUUCAGAUAUAUGUAACAACUAAUGUGAUGAAAUGAUUUAGGUAAGAUACAUUAAAUAUUUCAAAUUUGAAAUGAA
This is a messenger RNA of Sceloporus undulatus (fence lizard), 1311 nucleotides long. It is a transcript of the gene CRYZ, whose product is annotated as crystallin zeta. The transcript has 9 exons. Gene Ontology annotation, cellular component: cytosol. NCBI's taxonomy places the organism in Eukaryota, Metazoa, Chordata, Lepidosauria, Squamata, Phrynosomatidae. The record is from RefSeq and is a predicted model, not a curated record. The coding region runs from base 162 to 1151 and encodes 329 amino acids. Gene Ontology annotation, molecular function: mRNA 3'-UTR binding; NADPH binding; zinc ion binding.